Molecule: messenger RNA, 2377 nt
Organism: Oncorhynchus mykiss (rainbow trout)
Lineage: Eukaryota; Metazoa; Chordata; Actinopteri; Salmoniformes; Salmonidae
Source: RefSeq, a predicted model, not a curated record
AUGGCUCAGUAUAACUGUUCCUCUCUGGGUCUACCUGCCACCACUCCUGACCAGCUGGGUUGGAAUUUGUCCUGGGCCCUGGGCAACAUCAGUGCUGAUGACAUGGAGGACAUGUGCCUGAGUCGGAGUCAGUACCUGGAGAAGUUUCUAGGCUUCCGGCGGUCACCCAUGUUCCUGCCUGUCUGCAUUACCUUCCUCAUCAUCUUCAUUGUGGGAUUGUUUGGGAACAUGCUCACCUGCAGCGUCAUCGUGCGCAACAAGGUGAUGCGGACGCCAACCAACUACUACCUGUUCAGUCUGGCCGUGUCCGACUUAUUGGUCCUAGUCCUGGGUAUGCCAUUGGAACUCUAUGAGAUGUGGAGCAACUACCCAUUCCUGUUCGGUUCUGGCGGCUGCUACUUCAAGACCUUCCUGUUCGAGACUGUCUGCUUUGCGUCCAUCCUCAUUAUAACAGUGCUGAGCGUGGAGCGAUACAUCGCCGUGAUACACCCGCUCAAGGUCAAGCACGUCGCCACUCGUGCCCACGCCAAGCACGUCAUCCUGAUGCUGUGGGCCAUGUCCAUGGCGUGCGCCGUGCCCAACACCAGCCUCCAUGGGGUGGCCGUGCUAGGAACCCGGUUCGGGCGCCAAUUCCCAGAGUCGACCAUUUGCAUGAUGGUGAAGCCCCGGUGGAUAUACAACCUGAUUAUCCAGGUGACCACGCUGGUCUUCUUCCUGCUGCCCAUGCUCAUCAUCACCGGGCUGUACCUUCGCAUUGGCCUGCAGUUGAGGAUGGAGAGGGGCAUGCAGGGGCUGGGGACCGGGCCGAGUUUUGGUUCUGACAGACACUGGAGUGUCCACAGGCAGCAGCAGACGGCACGCCACCGACAGGUCACCAAAAUGCUAUGCGUACUGGUGAUCGUCUUCGGCAUCUGCUGGGCUCCCUUCCACAUUGACCGCCUCAUGUGGAGCUUCAUAAACUCCUGGACUGGCCACCACCACCUGGUCUUUGAGUACGUCCACAUAGUCUCCGGGGUCUUCUUCUACCUCAGCUCGGUGGUCAACCCCAUCCUCUACAGCCUCAUGUCCACCCGCUUCCGGGAGAUGUUCCGGCAGGUCACGUGUCGCUACGGCCCAUGUGGGGGUCACGUGCGCAGGCUGACCUCCGGCUGCACCCAACUGACCCUGCGUAGUACUGCCGCAACACAAUGGGACCCCAGAGAGGAUCACCCCAGACAGAGAGGAGCGCCACGUGUACGUAGACUCCAACCACCAGCCUGUAUAUGCCAACACAAGCCCGGAUUAGAUAUGGGUGAGGGGGUGGGGGUACCAAAACGAGGCUCAAAAAAAGAACCAGGAUUUGGUACCAAAAUGACCGUAUUUGUGACUGAAUGAACGUGUACGGUGAAAGUUUGGAUGGAGCGAAAGCAACUGCGUUGACGUUUUGGCCUCGACUUUGGUGUAGAAUUCUCACCGGGGAUACCAACAUGAAACAAGAUUAAUAACAAAUGUAUCACUGAUUGAAUGUGUACAGUGAGAGUGGCUAGAGCGAAAGUUGUCCUUGUUCUUCGUUCGGAUAUUAAUAUUCCGGUGGAACACAUCAUUCAUAAAGCUUAUCUAAUAAUUGAACUGUGAAAAAGAAACAGUACCCAGCUUUGUAAAUUCGCUUAUUGAUGUGUAAUCCGUGAAGCUUGAAUAUCUUAUUCUGUUCAAAUGUUUCAGGAGGCACAAUUAUAGGUUGUAGCGGUCUUCUUAACUGUCUUCUUCAAUGUGUUGUUGUACCGUUUCGGUGUACUAGCUAUACCAUCAAAAUCCCACUCACUAUGAAUGUAUAGCACAGACAAUAUGGAAGUACAGUACAUGGGAGAUGGAAAAGACGAAAAUGUGACAUGCGAUUUACGCAUAACAUCCUUAAAGAAAUGGAAAAAGGGGGGGAAUUUCCAUCGACAGUAAGUGAACACAUGUGCUAAACACAUGCUAUGUGCCUUUGUAGUACUACUCCAAAAUGUAUAGUAUUUAGCUUCAAGUGCUUUCUGGAAACUGCCAUCUUUUGUUCCUGUGUAAACUGAUUUAGAAUUCAACAUUUUUACAACGACAACAGUUUCCAGCAUCACCUACAUUUUCAUUGCUAAACAACAUGUAUCAUAUUUAGGAAUUAUUUGCAUGCUCCCAUUGAGUCUCAAAUGUUUUGGAAUGGUCUUCAGUAUAAAGAGACAUGGUUGAGAUACCUGUCAUGUUGUCAUGUGGUUUUAGUAAGGGCUUGAUUGUUUACAGAAUAAUAAUUACAUUGCUUUUAAGAAGCCUAUUGUAAAGCAUGCACAUUAAACAGUGCUUUAGGUGUCACUACAGGCACCCUGGUUCGAAUCCAGGCUGUAUCACAACCGGCUGUGAUUGGGAG